GUCGUCUUUUCUGGUUACCUAGGAUGCAUGGUUCCCUCCAGCUCGUUCUCCAGCUUUGAUGUUUAGGCCAUCUACCAAUUUUUUUUUUUUCUUCAACUCGUCAAUUCGACUAACUCCCGAGGUGGGCAAAUUACAUGUUUCCAUGGGUACUGCGACCUCUAGUGACCUCGCCGUCGUUUACCAUCCUUGCGGUGAACUGUGGGGCUCCGUUUUGGUCUACAAAAGUUGCUUGGUUUCCUCCGAAGUUUGCCGAGAUGUCAGGGCAAUGGAGAGCUUUGCUAAGGAUGAAUACGUUUUGUGAACCUGCAGUAGAUGACUUCAGGGCUACAGUGCCGAUCCCUUCAAUAUUCAGUGAUGCUCCGGCCUUCGAGGAAGUUCCUGACGUUUUGCCUAAGGGCCUGUAGUGGAAGAAGGAAUCUCUGCUUCGGAUAAAGUGGGUGGAUGCUCCAGAGUCCCCAUACAGCA
Guyanagaster necrorhizus is the source of this 465-nucleotide messenger RNA. RefSeq lists its product as uncharacterized. The record is from RefSeq and is a predicted model, not a curated record. The coding region runs from base 135 to 404 and encodes 89 amino acids. The transcript has 3 exons. NCBI's taxonomy places the organism in Eukaryota, Fungi, Basidiomycota, Agaricomycetes, Agaricales, Physalacriaceae.